AUGCAGGCACCAAACUACCGGUACGGCUACAGUCCAUUACAAGAGCCUCAAGGAGUGGCUGUCUAUCAGCGACCUGUGAGACCACCACCGCCGCCCCUACCAACUCCAGCAUUCCCUACCAAGGUAGGAAUGGAAAUUGGAGGCCUUCUCAACGCGAGAAACGCUGCCGCUGCUGACGCUCACUUACGUCGUCAACUACAGCAAUCAAUGCAAAUGGACGGAGGAGUGGCCUACGCAAUGAGUCACGGUCAAGGCCCGCCAAUGCUUCAUCACCAGCAGCAUCAACUGCACCAAGCUACUAGCCUGGGCUACCCUCCGAUGGGCCACGCUCAGCAUAGUGCUCAGCUGUACAGCAACAAUUUCAUCCCCAGGCAUGACAGCCACCAGUCCAUGGCUGAGGACAAUUUUGGUGCUAUGCGACCCAAGAAUGACGGAGCGCCGAAAGCAUUCGCUUGCAGCACUUGUUCCAAAGGUUUUGCCCGACGCAGUGACCUCGCCCGGCACGAGCGUAUACACAGCGGUAUCAGACCUCAUGCAUGCGAGCAUCCUGGUUGUGGAAAGCAAUUUAUACAGCGUUCGGCACUGACGGUACAUGCAAGAGUUCACACAGGCGAAAAGCCACACAUGUGCGAGCGUUGCGGCAAGCCUUUUUCUGAUUCCAGCUCGCUUGCGAGACACCGACGGAUUCAUUCGGGCAAGCGACCAUAUAAAUGUCCCUACGCCAACUGCCAGAAAACUUUUACAAGACGCACGACAUUGACCAGACACCAAAAUCACCAUACGGGCACCAUCGAGCAAGCUGCCGCUGAAACCAGCGCCAAACUAUCCACCACACAGCCUCAGUCUCAGUCGAUCUAUGGCUCUACCUCCGGAUCGUCAAGGAACUCGACGGCGUCGCCCGCAGAUAGAACACUAUCUGUCUCUCCCAACUCCGAACUACCACCCAUGACCAGUGGAAUGCAGCGUCAAGGCUCUGACUAUGGCUACAUUCCUCAAACCCACUCUUUGCCGCCCCACAUGCGGUCUGACUAUCCACAGGCUGCCCCUCGUGCCACCCCAUCCAUGGCUGGCCACUCGCUUCAGCACUUCACAAGUGCGCCUCAGCAGAGGCCUCCAACCACAUCUCAUCCUCCUAGCUUUGGCCCACCUCAGCCUUUAGAGCCUCCUACGACCGGAACAGGCAGCGGGCACGCUUCCCCUCACUUGGGAGCUCUGGGAUGGGUUUCGCCAAGCAAUGGCAACCUGCCUGGAUCGUCGUCCAUGGACAAUUUUGCUUAUCCCGAGCCUGCAUAUGGUGGACAUCCUAUGUACUACUCUGGUAGCAACAUUCGUCGACCUCAAAGCACCGAGCCGGAGGAGUAUGGAAUACGAUCUCGCCAUCCACACAUGGCCCACCAUGUGCCCAUCACGGCCGACUGGAACAUGCCAUUGGCGGUCCAGGAUAACCGGCAAGAGAGAUAUGUCAUGUAA
Exophiala aquamarina CBS 119918 is the source of this 1470-nucleotide messenger RNA. RefSeq names its product KRAB and SCAN domains-containing zinc finger protein. The coding region runs from base 1 to 1470 and encodes 489 amino acids. Gene Ontology annotation, cellular component: PcG protein complex; transcription regulator complex. NCBI's taxonomy places the organism in Eukaryota, Fungi, Ascomycota, Eurotiomycetes, Chaetothyriales, Herpotrichiellaceae. Gene Ontology annotation, molecular function: RNA polymerase II cis-regulatory region sequence-specific DNA binding; DNA-binding transcription factor activity, RNA polymerase II-specific. The transcript is spliced from 3 exons. The record is from RefSeq and is a predicted model, not a curated record. Gene Ontology annotation, biological process: regulation of transcription by RNA polymerase II.